Messenger RNA from Trichogramma pretiosum, 967 nucleotides. RefSeq names its product protein anon-73B1. Lineage: Eukaryota; Metazoa; Arthropoda; Insecta; Hymenoptera; Trichogrammatidae. The record is from RefSeq and is a predicted model, not a curated record. Gene Ontology annotation, cellular component: membrane. Bases 397 to 669 code for a protein of 90 amino acids. The transcript has a single exon.
UUUCUUUUUUCUUGUUCCUAUUUUUAAAGCUGUUUCUUUCGAAAUGGAAACUGAUCAGUGUGUUUGUCAUAGAACAUUUGCAAUAAUUCCAAAGACCAUCAAAUAUUAAUUUGCAGGAAGAUUAUCUGGUGACCCCAUGACAAUGUUAUAGGGUUCCCACUGGACGCCAUAAUAAUCAUAGCCGGCUGCGCGCACCUGCGAUACUUGCUACGCUCCGCUCCUUCGGCUCCGGUAUUGUUGCUUAUAACAGCAGCAGAACACGACUCUCCAGUAGUUGUCAAACCAAGAAUUCGUCUGCAAGUUUACGUCAACGGAAUACUCAAAUGAUCAACUAAACUUUAACAAAGAAUGCUCAUUUAAAGUAACUUCUCGUUUAUCAUUCACAUAAUCAUCAACAUGAGUAAUCAGUACGACGCUCAACUGAAGCGGCUGCUGCUGCCUCAAGAAGAGACGCUGUUCGAGCAGCUGAUACGCUACGGACUGUACAUCGGGGCAGUUUUCCAGGUGGCAUGCAUCCUGGCCAUCGUUGUCUACAAUGGUGUUUCGUCCGACAGUAUAACGACCCUCAAGGACGACCCGAGCGACAUCGAGUGCUCCGAGAACAGUCCGCAGGUGACACCGCGGCGGCCGCACAGGGCCAGGAAGCAGGAGAAAAAAAAGAGACGCUGAUUUCGUGCGUGGUCAAGUGAUGAAACUGAGCGUGCAAGUACGUUUAUGCGUACGGCGAGUGAAUCCACUUUUCGUAGUCGUCAUAAUAUUAGAAUGAAACUUGUUUUUGUCUGUUUGUUUGCUCGAGCAUACAACUUCUCGUUUAAUUUGUAAGGCGUAUUUAAGCCAUACUUUUAAGAUGAUUCACAUGCUUUUGUAAAUACUUGUAUACCUAAUAAAUGUUCUCUUCUCACUGGUCACUUCAGAGCAUUUUAAGAAUCUCCCACAGUAAUUAAAAUUGUAUAGAAUUUUACAAAGA